This is a messenger RNA of Oxyura jamaicensis (ruddy duck), 847 nucleotides long. RefSeq names its product STARD3 N-terminal like (gene STARD3NL). Lineage: Eukaryota; Metazoa; Chordata; Aves; Anseriformes; Anatidae. Bases 84 to 830 code for a protein of 248 amino acids. The record is from RefSeq and is a predicted model, not a curated record. The transcript has 8 exons.
CGGGCCGGGCCUGCGGUGCUGGGUGCUUCCGGCCGGGUGCCUGCGUGUGGGAAAUUCUUCCUAUAUGGAUCAUCCUUCAAGUGAUGGUGAACCUGGAAGAAGACUCUACUCUAAGCAAACCCAGGAUGAAUAGGGUGCCAAAUGAUGCAGAAAAUGCUCACAGUAGCAGCAUUGAAUCCUGUCCAUCCUUGCGAGAUGUCCACUCUAUCAACCCAGCACAGCUGAUGGCAAGGAUUGAGUCCUACAAUGGAAGAGAGAAGAAAGGCAUAUCAGAUGUCAGAAGGACUUUCUGUUUGUUUGUUACAUUUGAUCUCUUAUUCAUAACCUUGCUGUGGAUAAUAGAAUUAAAUGUGAAGGGAGGUAUUGAAACUACAUUAGAGAAAGAAGUUCUACAAUAUGACUACUCUUCUUCAUAUUUUGAUAUAUUUCUACUGGCAGUCUUUCGAUUUAAGGUGUUAACACUUGCAUAUGCAAUGUGCAGACUGCGCCAUUGGUGGGCGAUAGCUUUUACAACAGCAGUGACCAGUGCCUUUUUAUUAGCAAAAGUAAUUAUUUCACAGCUGUUCUCACAGGGUGCUUUUGGCUAUGUGCUGCCCAUCAUAUCCUUCAUACUUGCCUGGAUUGAAACCUGGUUCUUGGACUUUAAAGUGUUACCACAAGAAGCUGAAGAAGAAAACAGGUUUUUGAUAGCACAGAAUGCCUCUGAACGAGCAGCUCUUCUUGACCCAGGAGUCCUCUCUGAUGGGCAGUUCUAUUCUCCUCCUGAAUCUGUAGCAGGAUCUGAUGAAGACUCUGAAGAAAAACAAGACAGUGAAAAACCAGUCAUAUAGCAAAUAUGGAAAAGUAG